Messenger RNA from Paralichthys olivaceus (Japanese flounder), 1559 nucleotides. Its product is annotated as troponin I, fast skeletal muscle-like. Gene Ontology annotation, cellular component: troponin complex. The record is from RefSeq and is a predicted model, not a curated record. NCBI's taxonomy places the organism in Eukaryota, Metazoa, Chordata, Actinopteri, Pleuronectiformes, Paralichthyidae. Gene Ontology annotation, biological process: cardiac muscle contraction; skeletal muscle contraction.
GAGAAAGUGGAGGAUUUAGAGGGCCUUCACAGAUUGCAAUAUAUACCUUCUUAACACUUCUCUGCCUGGGUCUGUGUCUCUGGGACUCUGACAAGUCUGCUCGAUUAAAAUAACAGGAGGAUCCUGCAGCAAACAUGGCCACUGAGAAAAGACUGUCUGCGAGGCGCAAGCAUACUCUGAAGAGUUGUAUGCUGGUGGUGGCCAAUAAUUUGUUGGAUGCUGAGGCCGGAGUAAAGGCUGGUGAGAGGGAGAAGUUCCUGGCAGAGAAAUGUCCCCCUCUGGAUAUUCCAUACUCCAAGGAUGAGCUUGUGGAACUUUGCCAGAAAUUUCAUGAGCAGAUUGACAUCAGCGAAGAGGAGAGAUACUGCAUAGAGUUCAAGCUCAACAUGGUGCUCAAUGAGGUCAGAGAUCUCAACAUCAAGAUUGUGGAUCUGAGAGGAAAGUUCAAGAGACCUCGGCUGAAGAAAGUGCGUAUGUCUGCUGACGCCAUGCUGAAAGCUCUGCUGGGCUCCAAGCACACAGUCAACAUGGACCUGAGGGCCAACCUGAAGCAGGUCAAGAAGGAGGUGAAAGAGGAGGACAAGCAGCUGCGUGAUGUGGGAGACUGGCGUAAGAACAUCGAAGACAAGUCUGAUAGGAAGAAGAUGUUUGAUAGUUAAAUGUCAUCUGUCACUGAUAAUUGGGAUUAAGAGUGAUUUUCAGGACAGAAUUCAGGUCUCAUGUCUUUGCAACUGAAGAGUUUUAUUCCAAAAUGCAGCAUAUCCACCUUAACGUUAACCUUUUAGGAGCCGGUAAGACAUGACAGCUGUGGAGGUGAUAGUGAAAAACUGUGUGUUUUCUAAACUUCUGAUAUGGUAAAGUAAGUGAUAAAGGGCCUUAAUCGGAAAAAUCUUACCUGUUUUAAAAAAAUGAAUAAAAUGAAAGUCUUCACAAAGUUUCUAAAAUCUAGUUUUGGAUAUCUCACUUUGGAACAAAACUCUUAAGGUGGAUUUAAACUGCACUCUGCUUUCGAUGUAUUGUAUUCUAACGUCACUUGGUACAUGACAAGCGAAUCAAAUCUGCUUGUGCUCUGAUUUAUACCUCUGCAUCAAAAUGUCAAAUGUCUACAAUGUACCAUCCUCAUAAAAAAGUACUGUGGCACUGCAUAUUCCCAGGUAUCCAAUUAGUUGUGAUAAGGCCUUAUUGUUGUAUGAGGCUUUAUGUGCAGGUUGGGUUUAGAUCUAUUUACUUUCAAAUAUGUAAUAUCAGGUUCUUCUUUCACUGAAUGUCUGCCUCCAUGCUUGUGAUGUGUUGUUAGUAAAAGCACUCAAGGCCUUCUGUGAAGAGGGAAAGUGACAUGGCUGUACGUUAGCAUGACAAGCUAACAAUCAUGAAUCAAAUGAAGCAAAAGGCUGUACACAAAUCAUUUCACCGCUACUGCUAGUCUAACUGCGGAGGUAUAAUUCAGUCCACAGUCUGUACCCGACAACAUCAUGUCAUCUUUUCUAAUCAAAAAUGCGAUGAUCUUAUUCUCAUCUUGUUGCAGUCACAUUAAAUACAAAAGCUUCAUGUUCAUCUUG